Gavialis gangeticus (Gharial) is the source of this 1203-nucleotide messenger RNA. It is a transcript of the gene KEAP1, whose product is annotated as kelch like ECH associated protein 1. The record is from RefSeq and is a predicted model, not a curated record. Gene Ontology annotation, molecular function: transcription factor binding. Lineage: Eukaryota; Metazoa; Chordata; Crocodylia; Gavialidae. Bases 1 to 1008 code for a protein of 335 amino acids. The transcript has 3 exons.
AUGCAGCCGUCCCUCACUCCAGACAAGCAGGUGGCUAUUGCCAUCAUGAACCUCACUACUGACAGUUCCUGCUAUGUUGCCAACCAGUUCAGUGUAGGGAAGUAUAACAGAGAACCUGGGGCUCUCUGUUCCUUUAAGCAACAGCUAGACCCCAGCAACGCCAUUGGCAUCGCCAACUUUGCUGAGCAGAUUGACUGCAGCGAGCUGCAUCAACGGGCACGGGAGUACAUCUACAGGCACUUUGCGGAGGUGGCAAAGCAGGAGGAGUUCUUCAACCUGUCGCACUGUCAGCUGGUGACGCUGAUCAGCCGGGAUGAGCUGAACGUGCGCUGUGAGUCUGAGGUCUUCCAUGCCUGCAUUGACUGGGUGCGCUACGACUGUGCCAGCCGGCGCCCCUAUGUGCAGGCGCUACUGAGGGCUGUACGCUGCCACGCGCUCAGCCCUGGCUUCCUACAACUACAGCUUCGCGAGUGUGAGGUGCUGCAGGGUGACACGCGCUGCCAGGACUACCUGGCCCAGAUCUUCCAGGACCUGACACUGCACAAGCCCACACAGCGCCUGCCCAGCCGGACGCCCAAGGUGGGCCAGCUUAUCUACGCGGCCGGUGGCUAUUAUCGCCAGUCCCUUGGCUUCCUGGAAGCCUACAACCCCCAUGAUGGUGCCUGGCUGCGGCUGGCCGACUUGGAGGUGCCUCGCAGCGGGCUGGCUAGCUGUGCUGUGGGGGGGCUCCUGUACGCCGUGGGCGGGCGCAACAACUCGCCUGAUGGCAACACAGACUCAGGUGCCCUUGACUGUUACAACCCCAUGACUAACCAGUGGUCGCCCUGUGCCCCCAUGAGCGUUCCCCGCAACCGCAUCGGUGUCGGCGUCAUCGACGGCCUCAUCUACGCUGUUGGCGGCUCCCACGGCUGUGUCCACCAUGACAGCGUCGAGAGGUCAGGGCAGUCCUGGUCCCAGCCCAACUUCAGAGCUGCCAGUGGGCCCUGGGGUUGGGAGCUGAGGACCUGACUUGGGGAAGGAGGGACAGGGGCAAGGGGAGCCAAGUAUCCAGGUGCAGGAGAGAGAAGGCAGGGAGCAAGCUGUCCUGGCCUAGGGAAGCAGGGACAGAGGUGGAGGGGAGCCAGGUGUCCAGCUGCUGGAGUGGGGGAAAACCAGGGGUCCUGGUGGGAGUGAAGGAGCAAGGCAUCUGGGUACUCAAGGGGG